GGAGCCGGAUGCCCAUGGCUGGCUUGCAGGUGGGACCCCCUGCAGGCUCCCCAUUUGGCACAGCUGCUCCACUUCGACCUGGCAUGCCACCCACCAUGAUGGACCCAUUCCGAAAACCUGCUUGUGCCCCAGGCCCAGCCCCCCCGAUGCCUGCCCAGCGCCGGUGGUUAAAGAGGAGGGUGGCGGCAGAUAAAGUUCUACCUCAGCGAAUUCGGGAGCUUGUCCCAGAGCCUCAGGUGUACAUGGAUCUCUUGGCUUUUGAGCGGAAGCUGGACCAGACCAUUGCUCGAAAGCGGAUGGAGAUCCAGGAGGCCAUCAAAAAGCCUCUGACGCAGAAACGAAAGCUGCGGACCGAUAUUUCUAAUAUGUUCGGUCCCAGCAAGGCAGAAGGUGAUCGUGCAGGAACCGCAGGGACUCCGGGGGGAAACCCUGCAGGGGACCAGGUGGCUUCCUGGGAACUCCGAGUAGAGGGAAAACUGCUGGAUGAUCCUAGGAAACAGAAGAGGAAGUUUUCUUCAGUCUUUAAGAGCCUCGUCACUGAGCUGGACAAGGAACUGUACGGGCCUGACAACCCCCUGGUGGAGUGGCACCGGAUGCCCACCACCCAGGAGACAGAUGGCUUCCAGGUGAAACGGCCUGGAGACCUCAACGUCAAGUGCACCCUCCUGCUCAUGCUAGAUCAUCAGCCUCCCCAGUACAAGUGGGACCCCCGACUGGCGAGGCUGCUGGGGGUGCAAACACAGACGAGGGCUGCCAUCAUGCAGGCCCUGUGGCUCUACGUCAGAUACAACCAGCUGCAGGACCACGAGCGGGAGUACGUCAGCUGCAACCGGUACUUCCGCCAGAUCUUCAGUUGUGGCCAACUCCGUUUCUCUGAGAUUCCCAUGAAGCUAGCCGGGUUGCUGCAGCAUCCAGACCCCGUUGUCAUCAACCAUGUCAUUGGCGUGGACCCUAGUGACCAGAAGAAGACAGCCUGUUAUGACAUUGAUGCGGAGGUGGAUCAGAGGAGCAAUUUUCUGGCCUCUACCACCAAUCAGCAGAUCGCCUCCCUUGAUGUCAAGAUCCACGAGACCAUUGAGUCCAUCAACCAGCUGAAGACCCAGAGGGAUUUCAUGCUCAGUUUUAGCACUGACGCCCAGGACUUCAUCCAGGAAUGGCUCCGUUCCCAGCACCGGGACCUCAAGGUCAUCACUGAUGUGAUUGGGAAUCCUGAGGAGGAGAGACGAGCUGCUUCCUACCACCAGCCCUGGGCCCAGGAAGCAGUGGGGAGGCACAUCUUUGCCAAGGUGCAGCAGCAAAGGCGGGACCUGGAACAGGUGCCGGGAAUCCGCCUGACCUAA
This is a messenger RNA of Eubalaena glacialis (North Atlantic right whale), 1340 nucleotides long. Its product is annotated as SWI/SNF-related matrix-associated actin-dependent regulator of chromatin subfamily D member 2-like. Gene Ontology annotation, biological process: regulation of transcription by RNA polymerase II. Gene Ontology annotation, cellular component: nucleus; SWI/SNF complex. NCBI's taxonomy places the organism in Eukaryota, Metazoa, Chordata, Mammalia, Artiodactyla, Balaenidae. The record is from RefSeq and is a predicted model, not a curated record.